CAAUCACCACAGAAUAACUUGCUAUCGUUAUAUUUAUCCUAUACAGACGAGAUAAUGGGCUAUACUGUGCCUUUAAUAAUCAAUGGACGUGAGGUCCGAACAACAACUACUUUCGACGUGCAGGACCCGUCCACAGGAAACAUUCUCUGGCAAAGCUCUACGGCAACAGUCAAGGAAGCCAAUGAGGCCUGCGACGCUGCACAGGCAGCUUUUCCCGCCUGGUCCAGCCUAAAGGCCGCUCAGAGACGAGAUAUACUCCUUAAAGCAGCCGAAAUAUUCGAGAAGAGAACGGACGAAUUCUCGACUUAUAUGAGGAGUGAGACUGGUUCUCUUGAGGAUUGGGCUGAUAAUGGCACUGUACCAUCAGCCUGGGAGAUGAUUCGAGAUGUUGCCGGACGAAUUAUUACUGUCACUUCAGUUGUACCGGCUCUUAGGGACGAAAACGCGCAUGCCAUCAUUUACAAAGAGCCGUACGGUGUUGUGGUUGGAUUUGCUCCAUGGAAUGCCCCUUACCAUCUUGGUGUACGAGCGAUCAUCUAUGCCCUUGCCACUGGCAACACUGUCGUUCUGAAAGGAUCCGAGCUGUCCCCUCGCUGUAUGUGGUCUAUUGUCUCGGUCUUUCAAGAAGCUGGUCUCCCUGCAGGCGCUCUCAAUUUCUUGACUUCUGCCCGUCCAGACGCUGCUUCUACCACGAAAGCGUUGAUUGAGCAUCCUGCCGUGAAAAAGGUCAACUUUACAGGAAGCACAAGCGUAGGGAAAAUCAUUGCCACGUUGUGCGGGCAAAACAUCAAGCCAUGUGUUCUUGAGCUCGGGGGAAAGGCGGGCGCCAUUGUUCUCGAGGACGCUGACAUAGAAAAUGCUGCAUUGCAGUGCGCAAUUGGGGCUUUUCUCCACAGCGGCCAGAUUUGCAUGACCACAGAAAGGAUCAUUAUCCACGAGUCCAUCGCCGCGGCUUUUUCAGAGGCGUUUGCCGCAACCGUUAAUCAAGUCUUUCCUCCUAGCAAGCCAGCUCCGGUGCUGGUAGCCUCGGCAGCUAUCGCAAAGAACCAUAGACUCAUUUCUGAUGCCGUGAAGCAAGGAGCAAAGAUUCUCUUAGGUGAUGUCAAUGCUAAGGAGGAGUCGGCAACUCGCAUGCGCCCAAUUGUCGUUACAGGAGUAAAUAAUGACAUGGACUUGUUCCAUGAAGAGUCAUUUGGCCCUUCGGUUUCUUUGAUUACGGUUGGAAGUGAAGAAGAGGCCAUUAAGGUUGCAAAUGACACGAAGUACGGUCUCUCAGCAGCAGUAUUUACUCGAUCCCUGGAGAGAGGCCUGCGCGUUGCAAAGAGCAUUCAAUCUGGGGCUGUGCACAUCAACAAGAUGACUGUCCAUGAUGAUCCCAGUUUGCCGCAUGGUGGAGUUAUGGAAAGUGGCUACGGUAGAUUCAAUGGCAAUAUUGGAUUGGAGGAGUGGGUGCAGACGAAAUCGGUGACCUGGACAAGUAGCCCAUAA
Molecule: messenger RNA, 1488 nt
Organism: Lachnellula hyalina
Lineage: Eukaryota; Fungi; Ascomycota; Leotiomycetes; Helotiales; Lachnaceae
Product: Vanillin dehydrogenase
Exons: 4
Molecular function (GO): succinate-semialdehyde dehydrogenase (NAD+) activity
Source: RefSeq, a predicted model, not a curated record